CACAUACCUGAUGAAACUGGCAACAAACGUAUUCCAAUCAGAUCCUGCCGUCCACGUGUGGUCCCGCGUUGCAUCCGUAGAACCCACGGAAGCAGCCACGUUGUUUCGUACGCAUACUCCACAAACCUACAUUGUCUCGUACUCCGGUGGCCAUCAAUUCGACGAUCAAUUCGUCGGAGAUCCAAGAUUGUCUUCGCAUCCCUGUACAACUUUGAUCAGCUCGUCGGGGAUCAAAAGUCCAGCACCAAAAUGCUGCCAGGAGAACACCAAUCCAAGCCCGAAGCUGCGGUCAAGGAAAAUCAAGGAAUUUUGAGAAGAAUCUGCGAUCCGAAAGUUUAAUUGAGUGAAAAAGCUAAUAUUAUUGUGAAAUUUUGUGCGUCUGAAUAAAAAAAAUAAA
Messenger RNA from Culex quinquefasciatus (southern house mosquito), 397 nucleotides. RefSeq lists its product as uncharacterized. Lineage: Eukaryota; Metazoa; Arthropoda; Insecta; Diptera; Culicidae. The record is from RefSeq and is a predicted model, not a curated record. The coding region runs from base 11 to 313 and encodes 100 amino acids. The transcript is spliced from 2 exons.